Spirodela intermedia is the source of this 1225-nucleotide messenger RNA. The record is from the annotation of a GenBank genome assembly. NCBI's taxonomy places the organism in Eukaryota, Viridiplantae, Streptophyta, Magnoliopsida, Alismatales, Araceae.
AUGCUGCGCGCCACCGUCAGGGCGAUCCUGCGCGCAGCGGCCGUCCCUCGUGGCGCCGAGUGCCGCGCCGUGCGCGCACAGCCGCGCGCCGGCAACAGCACGGGGGCGUGGGACGGGUUGCCGGAGGAGGAAGAAGAGGGGCGGCGAAGCUUCCAGUUCUACAAGAGCAGGGGGCAGCACAUCCUCACCAACCCGCGCGCGCUGGACGCUAUAGUGCGAAACGCCGGUGUCCUCCCUGGCGACACCGUCCUCGAGAUCGGCCCCGGCACCGGUAACCUCACCCUGCGGCUCCUCAGCGCCGCCCAGCGCGUCGUCGCCGUCGAGAUCGACCACCGCAUGGUGGCCGCCCUCCGCCAUCGCGUCUCCCACCAGGGCCUCAGCGACAAGCUCCAUGUCAGUCCCCGCCGCCGGCCAGCUGCUCGCGUUAAUUCCACUGAGAGGUGACGAUGAUGAUGAUGGUGGUUAUGGGGUUCCGCUGUUUCAGGUGAUCUGCGGCGACGCGCUGAAGACGGAGUUCCCGGAGUUCGACCUCUGCGUGGCGAACAUCCCCUACGGGAUCUCCUCCCCUCUGGUGGCGAAACUCCUCUUCGCCGGUGGCGGGCCACGGCGGGGCUUCCGCAGCGCCACGCUCCUGCUCCAGAAGGAGUUCGCCCGGCGGCUGGUCGCCAAGCCGGGGGACUCGGAGCGCAACCGACUCGCCAUGAAUGUGAGCUUGGUCUCGACUGUGGAGCUGCUCAUGGACGUGAGCAGGAGGGACUUUGUGCCUCCCCCGCGGGUGGACUCCUCCCUCGUCAAGAUCCGGCCCAAGCCCGCCGUCCCGGAGGUCGAUCUGGAUGAAUGGCGGGCUCUCACCAGAGUCUGCUUCUGCCAGAAGAGGAAGACCCUCGGCGCCAUCUUCAAGCAGAAGCGGAUGCUCCAGCAGCUGCUCAAGAGCUCCUGCAACUUCGCCACCGCCAGAUCGAAGGAAGAAGAAGAAGACGAAGUACAAGAAGAAGAAGAAGAAGAAGAAGAAGAAGAGGAAGAACAAGGAGGAGGAGGAGAAUCUGAUCAAGAGGACGAGGGAAAGCCGGCGGAAAUGGCAGGGAAAUUCAAGCAGAAGCUUCUGAGCGUCCUCAAAGACGGAGGUCUCCUGGAGGCGAGGCCCACGAAGCUUUCUGAUGAGGACAUGCUGCGUCUCCUCUCUCUGUUCAACCGAGAAGGAGUACGCUUCCAUCAGCGUGUCUAA